Molecule: messenger RNA, 1638 nt
Organism: Limanda limanda (common dab)
Lineage: Eukaryota; Metazoa; Chordata; Actinopteri; Pleuronectiformes; Pleuronectidae
Product: synapsin-3-like
Exons: 14
Biological process (GO): neurotransmitter secretion
Cellular component (GO): synaptic vesicle membrane; synaptic vesicle
Molecular function (GO): ATP binding
Source: RefSeq, a predicted model, not a curated record
AUGAACUAUCUUCGCCGGCGCCUAUCAGACAGCAGCUUUGUGGCCAACCUCCCCAAUGGCUACAUGAUGGAUCUGCAGAGACCGACUCCUCCUGGUUCAUCCACUUCCACGCCGGCCUCCCCGGCCACAGAGAGGCGCCAGCCCCCGAGCUCAAGCUCAGGCCCAGGCUCAGCCCCAGGCUCAGCCCCAGGCUCAAAAUCAGGCUCAGCUCCAGGCCUGGGUGCAGGGGGCUUCCUCAGCUCCUUCUCCAGCGUGGUGAAGAGUGCUCAGAUGGCCCAAAACGUUGCAGCUGCCGCAAAGGCCAAAUCAGCGGCAUCAUCAGCCGAAGGUGCCGCUGCAGGAAACAGUCAGCCAGCCAAGCCUGUCAUACGCAAGCCCAAGAUCCUGCUGGUGAUUGAUGAUCAACACACAGACUGGGCGAAGUAUUUCAGAGGGAAGAAGCUGAAUGGAGAAUAUGAGAUCCGGGUGGAGCAGGCGGAGUUCUCAGAGAUCAACCUGGCCUCCUACGUCAACUUGGGAUGUAUGGUGGACAUGCAGGUCAACAAAGGUGGCAGUAGAGUGGUGAGAUCCUUCAAGCCAGACUUCGUCCUGAUUCGCCAGCACGCCUACAGCAUGGUCCCCGGCGAGGACUUCAGGAACCUUGUGAUCGGCCUGCAUUUCGGCGGCGUCGCGAGCAUCAACUCCCUCUUCUCCAUCUACAACUUCUGCAGCAAACCUUGGGUGUUUUCUCAGAUGAUUAGGCUCUACCACUCCCUGGGUCCGGAGAAAUUCCCCCUGAAUGAACAAACCUUCUAUCCCAACCACACGCAGAUGGCUACAACUCCUUCCUACCCUGUGGUGGUCAAGAUGGGGCACGCCUACGCUGGCAUGGGAAAGAUCAAAGUUGAAAACCAGCAGGACUUCCAGGACAUCACCAGUGUGGUGGCUCUGGCCGGGACCUACGUCACCACCGAGCCCUACGUUCUGUCCAAAUACGACAUCCGCAUCCAGAAGAUCGGUAACAACUAUAAGGCGUACAUGAGAACGUCCAUUUCUGGCAACUGGAAGGCGAACACAGGGUCGGCCAUGUUGGAACAGAUCGCUAUGACUGACCGAUAUCGCCUGUGGGUGGACUCCUGUGCUGAGAUGUUUGGUGGCCUAGAUAUCUGUGCAGUGAAGGCUGUCCACGGAAAAGACGGAAACGACUAUAUCAUCGAGGUGAUGGACAGCUCCAUGCCUCUGAUUGGGGAACACGUGGAAGAAGACAAGCAGCUGAUCACAGAGCUGAUCAUCAACAAGAUGGCCCAAGUGCUGCUGGGAGUGUCCACACCUCAGCCUUCCACUACCACCCAGCCCAAACGAGGUAAGAAAACAUCUCCCUGACAGCGCUCUGCUUCCGCCUCUCCGUCCUCCUCAGCCCAGGGGUCACCUCAGCGAGCCCGGUCUGCCUCCACCUCGCCCAGCCAGGCCUUCCAGCCUGGUCCCAUCCCCGCCUCCUCCGGGCCUGGAGCUCAGAAGCAGUCGCCACAGCUAAACAAAUCCCAGUCCCUGACCAACUCCUUCACAGAGACGUUACGAGGAAGCCUGACUGACGACGAGGCCAAAGCCGAGACCAUCCGCAGCCUCCGACAGUCCUUCGCCAGCCUCUUCUCCGACUAA